Molecule: messenger RNA, 3784 nt
Organism: Chilo suppressalis (striped riceborer)
Lineage: Eukaryota; Metazoa; Arthropoda; Insecta; Lepidoptera; Crambidae
Source: the annotation of a GenBank genome assembly
UUCCAACCAAAGACAAAAAUCGCAAAACAAACGUGCUGUAAAAAGCAGAAAAAAGAACUCGAAAAGUUCAAUAAAAUUUAUUAUAAAAUAUUUAUAAAUGAAAAAUGGCGGUGCGCCCGCAGCACAUGCAUGACGGCGGUAUUGUUGAGCGUCGGUUGCGUCCAAUUUACGAUUGGCUAGACAAUGGAAAUAAUAAGAAAGCUCUUCAGGAAGCGGAGAAAGUGCUCAAGAAGAGUCCUUCAUUACAAGCGGCGCGGGCGCUGAAAGCAUUAGCACUUUUUAGGUUAGGGAAGAGAACUCAGGCUCAUGCCCUGCUAGACGAACUGGCAGCGGAGAAACUUAGCGAUGAUACAACACUGCAGGCGAUGACAAUAUCAUAUAGGGAAUCCCAACAGUUACAUAAGGUGUGUGAGCUUUACGAAUCGGCAGUAAAGGUGGAGCCAUUGAAUGAGGAGCUCCACUCACAUCUGUUUAUGUCCUAUGUGCGUGUAGGAGACUAUCGCUCACAGCAGAGAGCAGCAAUGGCACUGUACAAGUUUGCACCGAAGAACCCUUAUUAUUUUUGGGCUGUAAUGAGUAUUGUUUUGCAGGCCAAAACUUCAGAGGAUGCAACCAAAAGGGGCAUUUUACUAUCUCUAGCACAAAGAAUGGUUGACAAUUUUAUUACUGAGAACAAAAUGGAGGCAGAACAAGAGGCGCGUCUUUACAUCAUGAUCUUAGAGCUCCAGGAGAAAUGGGAAGACAUUCUUAAAUUUAUUGAAAGCCCAUUAUAUUCCCAACUGGUGCCAGGCUCCAGUGCACAAGCGUGCAUCCCAUAUUUAAAGAAAUUAGGCCAAUGGCGAAGACUGAAUCUGUUGUGCAAAGACUUGUUGUGGGACAACCAAGAUAGGUGGGACUAUUAUCUUCCAUACUUUGACUCUGUCUUCCAGUUGAUGAAAGAGGGUGAAGGGGAAGGUGAGGGUAGUGCUGAUGAUACCGCUGAAAAAUGUCACGAGUUUAUAUGUCAACUUGUUGAAAGCAUGACCAGUGGCAGGACUUUAAGAGGGCCUUACUUAGCAAGACUGGAAUUAUGGAAACGGUUGUCAGAAAGUGGGGAUCCAACUUCCCUGCUGGGUUCUGGGGUAGCGUUGUGUGUGCAGUAUUUACGUGUGUUUGCUAAUAAGCCAUGUGCUGUGCCAGACUUGAGACCGUAUAUGGCGAUGUUGCCGCAGAAAGAAAGACAGGAGCAAUCUAGGGAUUUUCUUACUUGUCUAGGAUUCGAGGAGAAGAGCGAGCCUGAGACGACCAUGGACGUCCAACGCCACAUCUCGUGUUUGGCCGCGUGGCGGCUUGCAGCCGCGCCAAUGACUGCUGAAGAGUGUCUGGAACUAGCGAAUACUUUAAGAACUCACUACUUACGUAGCUUCAGUAAGGGGCUGCUCACUGCCACCCUGACCGAGUUCUGUGCCACUGAUGGUUACGGCAUUCUUGCGGCACACCAUUACUUCUACGCAGCAAUGCAGCAGAAAAGCACCGCGCCUGUGGUUGAAGCCUUAUGUCUGUUAGAGCUGGUGUUGUCUCACUCGCCAGCCAACUUUCAUGUCAAACUUCUUCUAGUCCAUUUGUAUCAUUUCUUAGGUAACGCGUACGCGGCUGACAGUAUAUACCAGCGCUUGGAAACGAAGCACGUACAACUGGUAUCGCUGGGUUGGUUGCACGCGGCACGCGUUUCGACCGCGUGCGCUCCUUCAAGGGCGUUACAACUGCUGGCAGCCACUGCAGGCUUCUAUACGCACCACGCUAAAGAUAGCGUGGAACACCUAACGUAUGCGUACAAGUACGGAACGUUCGAGAAGCUAGUAGAACUAAGGGCGUGGGGCUCCAGACUGGAGGCUUGCGUUUGGGGCGGGAUCGCUGCCAGGGAUCGGGCCCUGAACACCCUGCUGGCCGGGCCCGCCCCGUUACUGCAUGCGCCGGCCGCUCCUCUACCUGAGAGCCCCGCAGACAACCGUGAUCUUAAUGUAAUAGUGAGUUUCGAGCCGCCCGAAUAUCAAGAUCCUGACUUGAAAGAGCGCACUUUUGACCAAGAACUAGCUUAUUUACGACUGAAGGACGCGCUAUUAUCGUCCAUAGCACUGUGCAUCGAAUGUUCCGACAGUAGACCUCUAGAAGAAAGGAGACGACAGUACGAAGAACUAAAGACUUGUAUAGACGCGUUUAGUGAAGCUAUGGAGAAGUGUAAACAAAAAUAUAGUGUGAAAGAGAGGAUUAGCAUAUCAACACCGUUCCCAUCUAGGAUAUUUGCGUUUGUCAAUUCCCCCGUUCCUUACCGGGAGUUAUAUUACGAGGGAGUUCUAAUGGUAGGAGCCUUAGCGGUGGGCGAUAUCAAAGAGGCUCAAGAGAGAUGUUCGAACGUUUCCGCUCUCACUGCGACCGCACCCGAACUAUUGAGGCCACACCUUGCUACCGAUGAUUGGCUGUUGAGAGAUACGCUUGAAACGCUGGCCAAUUACUUAGAGUUCAUUGGAAUAAUUAAUUGCUUAUUAGGCGUCUGCAACGAACUUGUAGCGCCGGCGAGCACGAAGAAGUCGAAAAAGAAAGCCAACCAAUCGCCCGACGAGAUCAAAACCACGGAACACCUCAACAAACUCAAUGAAACAGUGCAAUCCUCCAUCACCUUCCUAGAAGAGGCGUUCGAGAAACUUCCGUUGCAUCGCUACGAAAGCAACCUAGAAAAAGAAUUCUCUAAACUCACCAUAGACAAACAAUUCGGCGUGUGCCCCGUAGAAACCAAAUUGCAGAACGGACGCCAAGACAUGAUCACCGAAAUACAAAACUUGUUGAAGCGAAAGUCGCAGUGUCUAAAGAGUUUGAUCCAUUGAAGUGGCCUUCCCAAAUCGGUUGUAUUACCUGUAAAUUAAUAAAUACCUAGUGCUGUUCUAAACGAAAACAUAUCUUGUACAUAAUGCCUGUGUAGUUUAUUUUUUCUAAUGUAAUAAUUUUGUUUAGAUUUUAUUACAGCUAGGUCGAGUACGCGUACAGCUCGAUACUGGACUUUAUUAGUGAGUGAUAUGGUCCAGUUUGCGAUGAAAUCGAGCUUAUGUGAACUUAAGCCGCGUCUUUCCAUCGAUGGUAAAAUUUGACUAAAGUUAAUGCCAAGUCAAAUACAUAGUAAAUGUGUCAAAUUUUGACACUUUAUUUUUCUAUGGGAUUUAACUAUAGUUAAAUUUAACUAUCGCUGAUACAUCGUGGCUUUAAUAAAGUGCCGUGAUAGGUUUUGUUUUGCAAUGUUUGCAUACACAAAUCGCAAUUACUGAUUGUUCAUAAUGAGCAUAGAUGAAAUAUUUGCUAUAAUUUUUAUUUAUUCGUAUGAAUACGAUAUAGAUCCAAGAGCAAACAGACUAUAAAUAAAUUUUUAAAAAUGUAUGUAUUUUGUUAAAAUCGUAACAUAAUUUCUCUUAUUUAUGUCAUUUAUGAGAAUUACGGCUUUUCGUGCCUUUCUUAUGCGCGAUAUAUAAAUAAUAAUAUAUAAGUAUUAUACUUGUCCAUAGUAAAUAAUAUAAUAUUAUGUGGCGACCACGUCAAUUGAACUGAAUACGACAAUUUAACAGAACGCAUACGUAUAUACUGUUUCAAACAAUUUUAACACAUGAUCAUCGAUUUAAGCUGUUACAACAACUCUUUAUGAUAAUAAAGAUUUGUGCAUUUAUACAAGUGGCUGGUUUUAUUGCAAACAAACUUACCAGGGGACAAUGACCGUUCAAGGGAUGGCAGACCAAUAUAAUUUAUUAUCUCGAGCUCCUCC